AUGAAGGCAAUCGUCAUCAUCGAACCCAAGACCGAGGGCCUGGUCACCGAUCGACCCAUCCCUCACCUUCGCGAUGACUAUAUUCUUGUGAAGACCGUCAGCGUGGCUUUGAAUCCUACAGACUGGAAGCAUAUUGCCUACUUUGCCCCUCCCGGUGCCCUUGUCGGAUGCGACUACGCAGGAACCGUUGAGGCGGUUGGCAAGGACGUCAAAAAGUAUUUCAAGAAAGGAGACCGAGUGUUUGGAUUCUCUCACGGAUCAAAUGCCAUGCAACCGGAGAAUGGCUCUUUUGCAGAGUAUAUCGUCGCCAAGGGUGACGUACAAAUGAAGAUCCCCGAUGGUAUGAGCUUCCAAGAAGCCGCCACACUGGGAGUGGGCAUUAGCACCGUGGGCCAGGCGUUGUAUCAAAGUUUGGGACUCGCAUUACCGACGGAGCCCAUCAGAGAUGCGACUCCAAUCCUGAUUUACGGUGGCUCGACUGCGACCGGCACUCUAGCCAUCCAGUUCGCCAAGUUAUCUGGCUAUAAAGUGUUGACCACCUGUUCCCCGCACAACUUUGACUUGGUCCGUGGCUAUGGCGCCGACGAGGUUUACGACUACAAAGACCCUCAGGUUCCAGCUGAAAUCCGCAAGACCACUGAAAAUAAGCUGAAGCUCGUGUUCGAUUGUAUCGCACUCGAAUCUAGCGCGGUGUUCUGUGACAAUGCUCUCUCCACCGAUGGCGGCGAAUAUAGCGCCCUGUUGAACAAUCCGAUUAGUCGUGAGAACGUCAAUGAUCGCUCUACCCUGGCUUACAGUAUAAUCGGCGAGGAGUUCCCCAUAGGCGAUCUUAAGUUCCCCGCAAAGCCAGAAGAUAAAGCUCAUGCCGAGAAGUUUAAUCGCAUUGCGGAGGAGCUGCUCGCUCAGGGGAAGAUCAAAAUCCAUCCCCCUAAGGUAGGCCAGGAUGGGUUGAAAGGCGUGAUUGAUGGCUUAAAGCUGCUCAAGGAGGAUAAGGUCAGUGGUGAGAAGCUGGUUUACAAUGUUUCCGAGACCCCCUGA
Molecule: messenger RNA, 1038 nt
Organism: Penicillium paradoxum
Lineage: Eukaryota; Fungi; Ascomycota; Eurotiomycetes; Eurotiales; Aspergillaceae
Product: zinc-binding alcohol dehydrogenase family protein
Exons: 1
Coding region: 1-1038 (345 amino acids)
Molecular function (GO): oxidoreductase activity, acting on NAD(P)H
Source: RefSeq, a predicted model, not a curated record